GUGCGUGCGUAAAAGAGAAAAGCGCGAGCCCAUGCGCUGUCCACUCUGAUCAGUAUUGUGUUGUGCGCGGCUCCACCGGCCAAGUUCUUCUGAAGUUAUCCCAAAAAACAAACGAUGGGUUUGCAUUUACUCAAGAUAUUAUGGAUGAAGAAAAAUGGACUCAUUCUCUUUUGCACCCCAUUUCUUCUUCUCCCUUUGCCGCUGGUCGUUGGAACAAAGGUUGCCAAUUGUGCAUAUGUGGUGGCAUUGAUGGCAGUGUACUGGUGUACAGAGGUGCUGCCGCUGGCCAUCACUGCAUUACUGCCAGCUGUGCUCUUUCCUCUGUUCGGAAUCAUGGAGUCUAAAGAUGUCUGUAUGCAGUACCUGAAGGACACUAAUAUGCUGUUUCUGGGUGGUCUAAUGGUGGCCGUAGCCGUCGAGCACUGGAACCUACACAAACGGAUUGCGCUCCGAGUGUUGCUCUUAGUGGGUGUGCGGCCCGCUCUACUGAUGUUGGGUUUCAUGGGGGUGACCGCCUUCCUCUCUAUGUGGAUCAGCAACACGGCCACCACAGCUAUGAUGGUGCCAAUUGUUCAAGCCGUGCUGCAGCAGCUCAACAACAGAGCGGAACAAGAGCAGAUGUCACCUGCAGAGAGGGAGGAGAAAAAUACGGAAAUGCAAAACAAUAACCAGAUGGUUCUGAAUGGACACAUCUCAGUUGACUCAGGCGGAGAGGAGAAUCACAGUGAGACGGAGGAAAAACUAAAUUUGUGUAAAGGAUUGACACUAUGUGUGUGCUAUGCAGCCAGCAUUGGUGGUACAGCAACACUCACAGGCACUGGACCAAAUCUGGUACUUAUGGGACAGAUGAGCCAACUUUUCCCUGAUAACCCUGACGUUAUAAACUUUGCUUCGUGGUUCGCGUUUGCCUUCCCCAACAUGAUCAUCAUGCUGACACUGGCCUGGCUGUGGCUUCAGAUCGUCUUUCUGGGUUGCAACUUCAAAAAGACGUGGGGCUGUGGGACAGUGAAAACAGAGAAGGACAUCGCAGCAUAUAAUGUGAUUAAGGAGGAGCACCAGCGUCUCGGGCCCAUGUCAUUUGGGGAGCUGAGUGUCCUAGCCCUGUUCGUCCUGCUGGUGGUGCUUUGGUUCACCCGAGAGCCAGGCUUUGUGGAUGGAUGGGCUACGCACUUUUUCAAUGCUGAUAAAGAGUUUGUGACGGACGCUACAGUUUCUAUGUUCGUAGCUGCUUUGCUCUUUGUCUUCCCCUCGAAACCACCACAACUUUGCUCCUGGAGGGAGCAGAGUGAUGACACAGUGCCUCAAUCAGACAGCGGCCCUACUCCAGCUCUGCUCACAUGGAAGGUGACGCAGAAAAAAAUGCCGUGGGGCAUUAUCCUGCUCCUGGGAGGGGGCUUUGCACUAGCCAAGGGCUGUGAGGUCUCUGGGCUGUCAAAGUGGCUUGGAGAUCAGAUGUCGCCUCUUGAAAGUAUUCCUCCCUGGGGUAUUGCCAUCGUCCUGUGUCUGAUGAUAGCUACCUUUACUGAAUGCACCAGCAACGUUGCCACUGCAACAUUAUUUCUGCCUAUACUCGCAUCGAUGUCCCAGUCUAUAGGCAUCAACCCGCUUUAUGUAAUGAUCCCCUGCACCCUCAGUGCAUCCUUCGCCUUCAUGCUUCCAGUGGCAACCCCUCCAAAUGCCAUAGUCUUCUCAUACGGAUACCUGAAAGUAUCUGAUAUGGCAAAAACAGGCAUCGUCAUGAAUAUCAUUGGUAUUCUUUCCAUUACCUUGGCCAUUAACAGCUGGGGCAGAGCUUUGUUCAGUUUAGACACCUUUCCUAGCUGGGCAAACACUACAGCUGUGUGAGAAACAGAGAGAGACUGAAAUCCUGACAUCAAUCGGCCGUCAAACUGCAGCAUUCCACAAUAUUCUCACCAUGCACAUCUCACCUCAAACUGAGGAGGCCAAGCAGGGUAAAGCCAGUGGCUGGGAAUGAGGAAGUGCGAUCACUUCAACAGCUCAAAUGGUGUUUUUAAAUUUAAAUACAUUUGUAAAUGUAUUGAACGCUGAGGCUAACAUUUUGAAUCUAAAGAAGGUUAAGCCUCAAAAGCAAUAAUGAUUUACUGCACAUGCUACAAGAGGUGUAUGACUGCAAAGCCAAAAGGCUGAAAUCAUAUACUAUGAAAAGUAAUGAUGAUGUUUAUAGUCUAAGCAAUGUAAAGGUUUGUAUACUUUCAUGUACAGUGUAAUCAUGUACAGUAAAAAAUGUAUUUAAAAUGUAAAAUGUAUUGCAAUUUAAAAAUAAAGUCAAAAUUAUGGGAAUAAAGUUAAAAAAGAUAAUGUUUUAACAGGAUCAGUGAAAGACCUUAAAUGAUGUAGUCAAUGUUUUCAUAUUUGGGAAAAUGUAGUUUGAAAUGAUUGUAUCUAUCGAAUAUAAUUGUGCGAUUUUUUUGCUCAAAAUGUUGACUUUAAUCUAGUAAUAUUGUGAUUUGAACAUGUCACUUAAACACUGUUGUGCAAAUAACGUUCAUCAAUGCAAUGUUAUGUAAAAUUUAUUUUUUUAGCAUUGUAAAUUCAGUCGUUUUCAUUUUGUUGAUAUUUCUUAAUACAUUUUUAGACAUAGUCUGUUUCUCUGUGUGUGUGUAUGCAGAUAGCCUGCAUAUUUUAUAUUAAAAACUAUUUUGUCACAAAUUAAUAUUAA
Triplophysa dalaica is the source of this 2680-nucleotide messenger RNA. It is a transcript of the gene slc13a5a, whose product is annotated as solute carrier family 13 member 5a. Gene Ontology annotation, molecular function: citrate transmembrane transporter activity; sodium:dicarboxylate symporter activity; succinate transmembrane transporter activity. Gene Ontology annotation, biological process: citrate transport; monoatomic anion transmembrane transport. Lineage: Eukaryota; Metazoa; Chordata; Actinopteri; Cypriniformes; Nemacheilidae. Bases 115 to 1845 code for a protein of 576 amino acids. The record is from RefSeq and is a predicted model, not a curated record. The transcript has 12 exons. Gene Ontology annotation, cellular component: membrane.